AUGCCGAGCAGUCUCGGGUGCAAACGAAACGUGGAGGAUGGUUCUGCAAGUCCUCCAUUGCCGCGACCUGGCUCGCCCCUCUCGCUCUAUGCGAUUAUUCGCCAAUACCCAGGCAUACGUCUCUACAUUCAGCCCUUACUCUGGACCAAAGCUCAUCUACUGCUUUUGGAUUGCAACUUCACUCUUCAACAAAGACGGCCACGGAGGAUAGCACGUCCAGGUUGUUUAGAUCAUGUCCGCAAUACGAAGCUCUAUUGCGACACCCUCUAUGCUAUAGCCAAUCUACAAGAACGAAGAGGCGCAGAGUCCAGCAAGCUCACCGUUGAAAGAAUCCUUGCUGCCUAUAAUAUCUGUCCUUUACAUCUUGGAUGCCUGUCUUUCCGUUUCAAUCACCGGAUUAGGGUGCCCCUCCUACCGGAUCGUGUUUUCUCUCGAGAUCCGGGCUCAGCAAUUAUCGCCUAUGUUAGUUAUGACAGUAUACAAAAGCUUCGGCGGAGCAAUUUUCAUGGCUCCCGCUCCAAUCGAGCCAACGUACCCGUUUACAACAUCCGAGAGAAACUGCUACGCUCCAUUCAGCCCCGUAAUAAACACGAAGACCCAUAUAUCGCGGCGAUCCUAAUUGGGCUUGCUCAGCAGCAGCGAGCACGGGAACAGGCGAACCAACAAAAUAUCAGAGACGUAAUGUUAAACAUGCCAGGCGUUAUUGAAUAUGCCGCGCCACGUUCUACAGUGUCGACCCUGGCCCUUUCGCCCGGUGGCGGUACAGAGCACACCACCUGGGCCGCGUCCAAGUCCUUCAAGGUCAACCUGCUCGCGAUCAAAGGUCAAUUUCUCUACGUCUAUACUGCUACUAUACCGUCUGAGUUUCUCGACAGAUUCGAUGAGCCAUCAAGCUCCUUUCCACACUGCCCGGUGACUAUAGAAUACCAUUGUAUCUCUUUCCACGAACCAGACUGCAUGAUAGAGACGCUUCACCUGCUACUCUGCACUGGCUCCUGCCGGUUAUGCGCCAGGGGCGAGGCGCAAGUCGCUAACGUACUGCACCAAUACAAUAAUAUGCGGCCCGACGAUAAUAUACAAUACGAAGGCAGCUAUAAAGCCCUAGUCUCUUCGUUCCGGACCAUGUCGAUUGAAUCUAGAAACUAUUCUCGACAGGGCGUUGCCCCAAGCUUUCAGGUGAAUGUCUAG
This is a messenger RNA of Aspergillus alliaceus, 1188 nucleotides long. RefSeq lists its product as uncharacterized. The transcript is spliced from 3 exons. The coding region runs from base 1 to 1188 and encodes 395 amino acids. The record is from RefSeq and is a predicted model, not a curated record. NCBI's taxonomy places the organism in Eukaryota, Fungi, Ascomycota, Eurotiomycetes, Eurotiales, Aspergillaceae.